Molecule: messenger RNA, 2048 nt
Organism: Trichosurus vulpecula (common brushtail)
Lineage: Eukaryota; Metazoa; Chordata; Mammalia; Diprotodontia; Phalangeridae
Gene: RNPS1
Product: RNA binding protein with serine rich domain 1
Exons: 8
Coding region: 210-1127 (305 amino acids)
Biological process (GO): mRNA splicing, via spliceosome
Cellular component (GO): cytoplasm; ASAP complex; nucleoplasm
Molecular function (GO): RNA binding
Source: RefSeq, a predicted model, not a curated record
GUCUUCCCGCCCUGGCGCGCGACGUCAUCUCUGGGCGCCGGAGAGUGCGGGAGGAGGAACGGGCGGCAGAGGCGGUGGACUUGGGAAGAUGCUGCUCUAUGGAGUAAAUUCGAUUAGGGAUCGGUUCUCAGAAUCAAGGAGUUAGAAGUGAGAGCUCAGAUAAGUGAGUACUUAUCCAGUACUGCUUUGAACCACCUCAGAAGGGGAGAAUGGAUUUAUCAGGAAUGAAAAAGAAGAGCUUGCUAGGAGUCAAAGAAAAUAAUAAAAAGUCCAGCACUCGGGCUCCCUCUCCCACCAAACGUAAAGAUAGAACCGAUGACAAGUCAAAGGACCGGUCUAAAGAUAAAGGGGCCACCAAAGAAUCAAGUGAAAAGGACCGUGGUAGAGACAAAGCUCGUAAGAGGCGCAGUGCCUCCAGUGGUAGCAGCACCUCCAGGUCUCGCUCCAGUUCCACCUCCAGCUCUGGCUCUAGUACUAGCACUGGCUCUAGCAGUGGAUCCAGCUCUUCUUCUGCAUCAAGUCGUUCAGGAAGCUCUAGCACCUCCCGAAGUUCCAGCUCCAGCAGUUCCUCUGGAUCUCCUAGUCCCUCUCGACGAAGGCAUGACAAUAGAAGGCGUUCCCGCUCCAAAUCGAAACCACCUAAAAGGGAUGAAAAGGAAAGGAAGAGACGAAGUCCUUCACCAAAACCCACCAAAGUACACAUUGGAAGGCUUACUAGGAAUGUGACAAAGGAUCACAUCAUGGAAAUAUUUUCCACUUAUGGGAAAAUUAAAAUGAUUGAUAUGCCUGUGGAAAGGAUGCAUCCUCAUCUAUCCAAAGGCUAUGCAUAUGUGGAGUUUGAAAAUCCAGAUGAGGCUGAAAAGGCAUUGAAGCACAUGGAUGGAGGACAGAUCGAUGGUCAGGAGAUAACAGCCACUGCGGUACUGGCCCCCUGGCCCAGGCCCCCACCCAGGCGAUUUAGCCCACCCAGAAGGAUGUUGCCACCACCCCCGAUGUGGCGUAGAUCACCACCACGAAUGAGGAGAAGGUCCCGCUCUCCUAGGCGCAGGUCUCCUGUCCGCCGACGAUCCCGCUCCCCAGGCCGCCGGCGUCACCGCAGCCGCUCCAGCUCCAAUUCUUCCCGAUAAAGAAGGCAGCUGUUAUCACUUUGUUACUUAAAUAUGAUUGAACACAAUAUUGGAGCAUUUAUACUGAGGGUGGGGGAGAGAAAAAUGGGAAUCAAGCACUGGCUAGCAAAGGUUUAUUUAAUUCAUUGGAUGUCUCCUUGUCCUUGAAGGCUUCUAGACAGCAAAUUUGAUUCAUUUCUCAGGGCUGCUUUUGGCUCACAGGAAUAUUUAAGGUUCCGAAUUGCAACCUAAAUAAGGCCCUCUUCUUUUUUUUUUCCUGGCCCAAACAGAAAGCUUAGCUGUUAGCAACAUCUGAGAAAAUCAGGAAACCAGCAGAGCCAGACCAAGCAAAGCAAAGGCCAAGAUGCUGAAGCCCUGCCCAUGCUAAAGUCGUAGCAUUUUGUUUUUUUCUUCUCCCUAAGUAAAUUUUUGACGAAUAUGAAGACUUGAUGCUUGCUUUUUGGCCAGGCUUAUUCUUUAAGAAAAGAGGACGUGAGCUUAUGCAUGUCCACUUUAUCUCCUGCUAAAGCUAGGCCAACGGUCAGUCUGCUGCUUUGAAUUUUUUUUUCUCCUGAUUUUGAGGGCCAAAAGACCCUGGGAAGGAGUACGGAUUUUUCAUACCACUCCUUUACUCGUUGCUGUAAAUGGUUCUUUACACACACCAGUGCCCACCUCUCUGAGAAAUUGGUAAGCAGGUUGUGGGCCAGCCUCUGGGUGCUGCCUCAUCAAGGAGCCAGCCCUCUGAGGCUGUGGCCCCUUGAAAAGCUAGCAGGUUAAUUUUGCAAAAUGUAAAUUGCAUUCUUGGCUUUUAUUGUACAGUCAAUACUAGAAAAUUUCUGUGUUGAGUUUUGUAUCUUUGUAGCAUUUUAGAUGACGUUGUGUUUGUACUUUUGUUGUGUAGAAUGGAAGGAAAUCGUAUUAAAUAAACCUCAAGGGUUGAAA